CUGCCAGAAGUAGCGUAGCAUCCCCCAAGUGUAGAUCUAGAAGAAGAAAAAAAAACAAAACAAAAGAUGGUGACGGUGGACGUGAAGGCGCUGACGGCCCCCGUGGGGAUCGUGAGGAUCCUGGAGGUGAUCUUCACCUGUAUCUCCUUCAGCCUGGUGGCGUCCGUCACCCGUUCCACCGACUCAUUUUGGACUUGGUGCAUGUUCACCUGGUGCUUCUGCUUCUGCGUGACCGUCCUUAUACUUUUGAUGGAAUUCCUGAGUCUGGGAUCAAAGUUGCCAAUUUCCUGGGAUGACUUCACCACCGCCUUUGCCAUGUUGGCAACGUUAAUGGUGCUGAGCGCAUCCAUCAUCUUCGCUACGGUCUUCACGUGCUCAUCCUGCUCCGAACUGAUCGCGGCGUGCGUGAUGUCCUUCGUGGCCUUUGUCUUGUACGCCGUUGAGGUCGGCCUGACCCGGGCCAGACCCGGCGAGAUCAGCGGCUUCCUGUCGACGGUGCCGGGUCUCCUGAAGGUGCUGGAGGCGUACGUGGCCUGCAUCAUCUUCGUCUGCUUGCAGUACAGCAACUACAAUCUGUACGCCGGGUUGCAGUGGUGCGUCGCCGUCUACUCCAUUUGCUUCAUUUUCGCCCUGCUCAUCAUCAUUUGCACCGUUUGUCGCCUGCUGAGCCUCUUCCCCGCCCCGUUUGAUAAAGUCCUCAUCGUGUGCAACAUAUUGGCCGUGUUGAUGUACAUGACCGCCGUGGUCAUCUGGCCGUUUUACAGCUUCAAGAACUAUCCCCGACCCGCCAUCUGCUCUCUCUUUCCUGCGUCGUGUGCAUGGAACAUGUUGGCCGUCGUCACUUUUAUGACGUGCGUCAACCUUAUCGCUUACAUCGUUGACACCUUUUAUUCCUUCCGGCUUGUCUUCUUCAUGAGCAGAAACUGAAGCUAUAUAUAUAUACUGUAUAGUGGUACUGUAUACUGUAUAGUGGUACUCCAAAUGUAAUGUAAACCCUGCUUUGUACAUCAUGUUCAACACUAAAUACAUCCAAAAUA
Molecule: messenger RNA, 1037 nt
Organism: Doryrhamphus excisus (bluestripe pipefish)
Lineage: Eukaryota; Metazoa; Chordata; Actinopteri; Syngnathiformes; Syngnathidae
Product: myeloid-associated differentiation marker-like
Cellular component (GO): membrane
Source: RefSeq, a predicted model, not a curated record